Molecule: messenger RNA, 1053 nt
Organism: Patiria miniata (bat star)
Lineage: Eukaryota; Metazoa; Echinodermata; Asteroidea; Valvatida; Asterinidae
Exons: 2
Coding region: 298-723 (141 amino acids)
Source: RefSeq, a predicted model, not a curated record
UUUGAACACUAUUUUGUCUUCAGCGACGUCGUUAGUUUCUAUGGAAAUAGUACACAACUUGGUCUGAGGUAUUACAAUAAUCCUAGGUAGAUUUAAAAAGAACUUCAAGUUGUUAAGUACGUCACCACAAUGAGUGUGCUUGAGCUUAGUAUCGUCAGUAUUUAGUUUGAUUCGAGUUCGGUUAUUUUGUAUCGACAUAGACACUCGCUCGGGGCACUUGCACUCAGUGUUGCAGUUUUUUUGGUCGGUGGAUCCCCGGCCGCCCCGCGGGCCGAAGCGAGUUCUAGAAAUCAGGAUAUGGCAUCUGAAAGCCUUUCGCAUGUACCACCGUCGGUCACUUUUGACGUGAUUUUGGAUGUUUCUACAAGCACCACAACACAAGCCAAAUGGCCAGAGAGAUUCGAGAAGAAAGGACAGAAAAAUGCUGAAGUUGAUGCCGAAGAGCGAUCACAAAAAUUGGAAGAAAAACAGCUUCGAGCUCAGAGAAACAAAGAGGAGCAUGAGGCAGCGAGACGUCUUCGGAUUAGCCAGCGAUCAGAGCAGUGCCGUCACAUGGCCUCUAAGAUGGAGAAGUUGCUUGCCCAGGAUGCUAAGAGACAAGGAAUAGCUGGGACUGAAAACAUCCGACCAAUGACACGCAAGGAGGCAGGAGCAAUGAUUCAAAGUGUUCAUAGAGAUUUCCAGCAGUUAGGAGCUGCGCUCAGCAACGAUAUGGGAACAUGAACAGAGGAAAAACAUGUUUAGCCUUGUAAAUUGGAAGAAUAGACCAUUAUCAUGUUGCAGCCAUUUGAUUUUGUCCCAUUCAAAUCAAUGUAAUCAAGGCGAGGUUGGAAGGAAAACUAGUCUGGUUCCUUUUUGCACACAAAAAACAUUCAGUACUGUUAUUGGAUACAGGGAACGCGACUGAAAUGGUUGCAACAUGAUAUUGGUCUGAAGCAACCUCGUCCCCAGGGUGUCGAGCAGUACGCGCCCACCACUACCUGCUCUCUCACCCUGGUAUUGGAUCAUUUGCAUGUGCAAGAUUUUUGAACACGUAUGCAAAUGAGGAACAGU